AUGACGUUCAGCCAGUCCAGCAGUGUCACGCCUGCUCCACUUGACUCCGCUUGGCCUCCAGCCCACAUUUGGGAAACCAUGGGCCCGACGGACCGUGCUAGUUGGCUAGGACAGAUACAGAGAGACAGGGCCAGGCGUCUUGAAAUGGAUGUUGCAGAGACCGACCUCCGCCACAGACGGCCUCGAGCGGACCUACAAGAUGACGAUAAUCUCGAGGAAAACUGUGAGCCACCCCCUGAAGUCAAACCACUCAUCGACAUAUUUCCGGGUGUCUCCGCCGCCCUUCUUACUCGCGUCCUCGAGAGGAAGUUGAAGGCGACUGAACUUAUACGCUUCAAAGAGAAGUCAGUCACCGAGUUAGAUCAGGAGGAUAGGGUCUUCAAGAUGACCGAGUCUGGAGGCACAGUAGGCUUUAAGAAGGCAGCGGCAUCGCUUAAGGACUGGGGUCCCAACCCUCAAACAUAG
Molecule: messenger RNA, 465 nt
Organism: Penicillium manginii
Lineage: Eukaryota; Fungi; Ascomycota; Eurotiomycetes; Eurotiales; Aspergillaceae
Exons: 1
Coding region: 1-465 (154 amino acids)
Source: RefSeq, a predicted model, not a curated record